This is a messenger RNA of Corticium candelabrum, 1823 nucleotides long. Its product is annotated as tyrosine--tRNA ligase, cytoplasmic-like. Gene Ontology annotation, biological process: tyrosyl-tRNA aminoacylation. The transcript is spliced from 20 exons. Lineage: Eukaryota; Metazoa; Porifera; Homoscleromorpha; Homosclerophorida; Plakinidae. The coding region runs from base 22 to 1740 and encodes 572 amino acids. The record is from RefSeq and is a predicted model, not a curated record. Gene Ontology annotation, molecular function: ATP binding; tyrosine-tRNA ligase activity; tRNA binding.
AAUGUGCUAGCGUUCUACUCAAUGCUAGCGCGCUUCUAUACUCUCAAUCGUGUGUUUCCACUUAUCCGGGCUAUCUCCUCACUUGAAAGAAGAAUGGCUGCGACUCACGACCCCGUCCACACUCCGUCAGUGCGAUUUGGCGUCGCAGCGACACCCAAAGAAAAGUUUCAGCUCAUCACUAGAAAUUUACAAGAAGUACUUGGGGAGGAUAAGCUAAAGGUGCUGUUGGAGGAGGGGAAAGAUAUUAGGAUCUACUGGGGAACAGCCACUACUGGAAGGCCACAUGUGGCUUACUUUGUUCCUAUGAGCAAACUAGCGGACUUUUUGAGAGCUGGAUGUGAGGUUAUCAUUUUGUUUGCUGAUCUUCAUGGUUAUUUGGACAACAUGAAAGCUCCGUGGGAGUUACUAGAACAGCGAGUGAAAUAUUAUGAAGCAGUCAUUAAGGGCAUGCUGGAAAGUAUCGGCGUUCCUCUCGACAAACUAAAGUUUGUGAAGGGAACCGAUUAUCAGCUAAGUCGUGAGUACACGCUGGACGUGUACAGAAUGGCUUCAGUUGUGACAGAGCAUGAUGCCAAGAAGGCUGGGGCUGAAGUUGUGAAGCAAGUGCAGCAUCCACUUCUUAGUGGGCUGCUGUAUCCAUGUCUACAGGCAUUGGAUGAAGAAUACUUGAAAGUUGACGCCCAAUUUGGAGGCAUUGAUCAGAGGAAGAUAUUCACUUUUGCAGAAAAGUAUCUUCCCAAUCUUGACUACAAGAAACGAAUCCAUUUGAUGAAUCCGAUGGUUCCCGGAUUGACGGGCAACAAAAUGAGUGCCUCGGAUCCGGACUCUAAGAUUGACAUGUUGGACAGUGCAGAUGUGGUGAAGUCAAAACUCAAGAAAUCAUUCUGUGAGGCCGGGAAUGUUGCAGAGAAUGGGGUUCUUGCAUUCGCUCAGUAUGUGUUGUUUCCCUUACUAGAAGACAAGUUUGUGAUUAAGAGAGACCAAAAGCAUGGUGGAGAGUUGGCUUUCGCCGAUUAUGAUGGAUUGAAAGAAGCAUUUGCGAGAGAAGACAUUCAUCCACUUGACUUGAAACACGCAGUCACUGGCUAUCUUAACGAAUUGAUGGAACCAGUUAGACAGAAAUUUACAAGCCCGGGAUUGCAGAAGAUCAAACAGUUGGCUUAUCCUGUGGAAGAAAAGGCAGCAGCAGCAUCGGACUCUAAAUCUGCAACGGGGAGUAAGGAGACCAGACCUGUUGAUAUCUCAAGACUCGAUCUGAGAGUUGGUGUGAUCGACGUCGCCGAGAAGCAUCAAGAUGCCGAUUCUUUGUAUGUCGAAACGAUCAAUGUGGGAGAGGCAAAGCCUCGAACAGUCGUUAGCGGUCUUGCCAAGUUUAUUCCUCUUCACGAGUUGCAGGGACGGAAAGUUGUCAUGUUGUGUAACUUGAAACCACAGUCAAUGAGAGGAAUCAAGUCGGAGGCGAUGCUGCUUGCUGCAUCAAAUGCUGAUCAUUCUGUGGUGGAAGUACUGACUGUUCCAGAUGAGUGUGCACCAGGAGAUCCGGUUUUCGUAGCUGGUUACGAACGAAGUACAUGUGGAGAACCCGAUGAGAUACUAAAUCCUAAGAAAAAAAUUUUCGAAAAAAUCCAGGUUGAUCUCACAACGUCUGCUGAUUGUGUGGCAACCUACAAGGAAGAGCCGCUGAUGACAUCGCACGGUGCAGUACGAAGUGUUAGUCUUAAACAAGCGAACAUUAGAUGAUUUGUUACAAUCCUGUUUGAUCGUGUUUACUUGUUUAUGAGUGGAAUAAUGGAGAUAUUUGGUCUAUGUUUUUUGACACAAAA